AUGCAGACUUUCGUUAGAUUAGGUAAGCAGUUGAAUAGGUUAGGUAGCUUGACUAGAAAAACAAUGUUAUUAUUUCUCCCAAGUGAAAAAAAUGAUAUUGAUUCCAAAAAACACCCAUUUGGUGUAGAACCUUAA
This is a messenger RNA of Vairimorpha ceranae, 135 nucleotides long. RefSeq lists its product as hypothetical. NCBI's taxonomy places the organism in Eukaryota, Fungi, Microsporidia, Nosematidae. Bases 1 to 135 code for a protein of 44 amino acids. The transcript has a single exon. The record is from RefSeq and is a predicted model, not a curated record.